CCUUCUCGCAGCCGCCACCGAGAUUGUGGAAACCAGUGACGACGCUGGUCCACGUCAGCAUCGGCAACCCAAUUCGCUUCCUUCCAUUCCCCUUGCUGGUCGUGCAGAGGCAGCUAUAUCAACCCUCGAAGAUUCCCCCGCUUCUGCAUCGAUAUUCUCCUCAUUUCGGAUAGCCCACCAUAUCACUACGGGUCCAUUUCUCUCGUCUUUGCUGAUUUAGAACGCCUACGCUAUCGACACUAAUCCGCGGGAUCGAUAUAUGAUUUGAUACUGCACUCAGACCACCAAGUGAUUACUUCGUCCCUGCUCGCUCGAUUAUCUGGUCGCCUGGCAAGCAAAUCUCUCAUCCCGGACUCUCGCCAUUAUCGCCUCACAAACAAGCACGCAGCCCAGUACCUCUGCCCUUCAAUUCUUCUGAUGUUCAAAAUCUCGAGGUCACAACGUUACUUUGUUGGUCUACUGGUUCUGGAAUUUAUCCUGAUUCUCUGUAUUCGAUGGAUCAUAAGGAAGCCGCUCGAGUCCGUAAAUCUGGACAAUCAGUCUGUCGAGGUCAAUGUCAGUUCCUCAGUCGACGGUAACCGGCAACAGCUGCAGCACCCAGACAUCAACCUGACGGCCAUCAUGAGCGGCGAAAUACAGCUCCCAGAGUUCAAGUAUUUUCACGAAGCCCCAUUCAAGCUUCACGUCGAUGCGCGCUUUGAUACAACCAAAACAAGCAACAUGGUCCGCAUCGUCAAUAUCCAGGAAGAGAGCACGUAUCGCCUCGAGCGACUCCGCGCCCUCUUCAAGGCCUGGACAGAGUUCACCUCGAAGCACGGCAUUGAGGCCUGGAUUGCCCAUGGAACGCUUCUGGGGUGGUACUGGGGAAAGAAGAUCCAGACCUUUGACGACGACAUUGACGUCCAGAUGCGGCUGGAGGAGUUUGUCAAGCUGAUCCCCUUCAACAAAACCAUGAUCUCAGACACGGCCCUGCUCGACAUCAAUCCGCAUUUUGUCAAUCGCACGAUUGUCAAAGACUGUCUCAACAUGAUCGAUGCCCGCGUUAUCGACACUGCCAGCGGGUAUUUCAUCGACAUUACAGCAGUAAUUCCUGAGAACAUUACCACCUGGGACGGCUUUGGACACGGCAACACCACUCUGACGUGGAUAUGCAAGUCUCCAUGGCGCUUCAAGGACGAGCACAUCUUUCCACUUGUGCAUGUUGAGCUUGACGGAUGCUCGACGUUCCGCCCGUACAACACCGAAGCGCUUCUGGAGCAAGAAUAUCGCCACUGGAAAUCACCGAGUAUGUACAUCUACAAGGGCAUGUACCACUACGAUCAAAAGCAGAAGCGCUGGAUCGCCAAGCCGCGGGGUCGGAGGAUACAAGAACAAUUCAAGCCACUCAAGCUGACGGAUGACCCAGUGUCUCGCAAGAUGUGAUGGCUGGCUCGCCUCCUGUCUUGCAUCGUUGCAUGUGUUGUGCAAGCGGAAUAAAGCACCGCUGUGUCAACGAUAUUGGUUGUGUUCGGGACAGUGGUAAUACGAUGGGAAAGGCCUGUAUGCAUGGAUGGAAUAGAUUCGAUAUGUAGGAAUAACGAGAAUAACCGCGAACAAGACCG
This is a messenger RNA of Polychytrium aggregatum, 1601 nucleotides long. Its product is annotated as LicD family-domain-containing protein. The transcript is spliced from 2 exons. The coding region runs from base 418 to 1422 and encodes 334 amino acids. The record is from RefSeq and is a predicted model, not a curated record. NCBI's taxonomy places the organism in Eukaryota, Fungi, Chytridiomycota, Chytridiomycetes, Polychytriales.